CUUGUAUGCACUCCAUAUUCUAAAGCUCCACAUGAAUCUUCCCACUCAGGAUUCAAUAUUCCGAGCUUCAAUGUUCUUACAAGUCUUAUUCAAGCUUCUUCAGCUGCAUAUUAUUAGUCUUCUACAAUUAUCACACCCUAUUUACCCGUCAUGAAAUCGAUACGCCCCUUUCCGAAGAAUAUCCCAUUCAACCUUCGCACUCCAUCUUCGUAUAAUGGCUCUCAUCGCUUACGUCUCAACCAAAGCCAAUGCCGAACGUUCGUACGGCAACGACGGUCUUCCCUCCGCGCCGUUGAAACGUUGAAUGUCGAUCGCAUGAAAACAGAGUACCAAACAUACUAUACCCGGAAACGAGCCUUUCUGUUGUUUGGUGCGGUCUCGGGCUUUGCUGGCAUCUGCUACACAUCGUAUAUGAUCUACCAUGAGCUGAGUAAACCAAAGAAGUUGGAUAGCGGAUUGCCCAAGAAUUUAGAUCCAUUCAGUACAGAAGCCGGCUCGAAACGCAAAACUAUCAUCCAUGACACAGACGGAACCGAACUUGUUCCUACAGGGAAUAGCACUGUACCUACUUUUCCGCGACAGCUCGACCUCGCGCUCGGCGCUGAAGCAGGCCAAGAAAUGGCUAAUGGCCUUGAAUAUACUCUAGUAGGGUUAGGCGUGAGGACGGUGAGCUUUUUAAGUAUACAGGUCUAUAUGGUAGGAUACUACAUCGCGACGCAAGAUAUCGCUGCUUUGCAAUCGCGCCUUGUCAAAGAAAUAAAUCCGAUUGCGACAACAUUAGUAGCAAACGAGAAGGACGAAUUGCGCCAGGCACUGUUAGACCCGGUGAGGGGAGAAAAGCUGUGGAACGAUAUUCUACAAGAGGUUCGGCCACGAUCUCUGUUUAGGGUUGUACCUACGCGGGAUACCGACUUUCAUCACCUCCGGGACGGAUUUGUUCGUGCUAUAACAGCAAGGUCGCAAGGAAACAGCGGCGAAUACGGCGACGAAGCAUUUGGAAACGCUAUGGCCGAGUUCCGCAGCCUGUUCAACCGCGGCAAGGUACCAAAGAAGCGGGAAAUGCUGCUAGUUCGAGAUAAGGAAGGGCGCCUAACUAUCACAUUUGAUGAUGGCAAGGCCGGCAUGGGCACCAUUGGACGUGUCUCCGAGGAACGGGUCUCGCGAUUGCUGUGGCUUAACUAUCUUGCCGGUAGUAAGGUCGCCUCUGAACCCGCAAGGAAGAAUAUUGUCGAGGGAAUUAUGGAGUUUGUAGAAAGACCAGUGGGCACCGUAGCGACGCAGGUAGUAUGACGAGACCUAUGUGCCGAAAGCACACAUUAAAACCUGGGUGAGCUGUACGUUUUAUCGAGCAGUCUUGUGUAAUCUU
This is a messenger RNA of Hypoxylon fragiforme, 1366 nucleotides long. RefSeq names its product chalcone isomerase. The record is from RefSeq and is a predicted model, not a curated record. Gene Ontology annotation, molecular function: intramolecular lyase activity. The coding region runs from base 151 to 1290 and encodes 379 amino acids. The transcript has a single exon. NCBI's taxonomy places the organism in Eukaryota, Fungi, Ascomycota, Sordariomycetes, Xylariales, Hypoxylaceae.